Pelodiscus sinensis (Chinese soft-shelled turtle) is the source of this 474-nucleotide messenger RNA. It is a transcript of the gene DHRS1, whose product is annotated as dehydrogenase/reductase 1. NCBI's taxonomy places the organism in Eukaryota, Metazoa, Chordata, Testudines, Trionychidae. The record is from RefSeq and is a predicted model, not a curated record.
CCCCCCCACGGCGUGGCCUGCGUCUCGCUCUGGCCUGGCCUCGUGCGCACCGAGGCGGUGCUGAAGGAGGCCGAGGGCUCGGGGCCUUGGGCCGGGCAGCUGCAGACCAUGAUGGUUACUUCAGAGAGCCCCGAAGCCAGCGGCAAGUGUGUGGUGGGCCUGGCCUCCGAUCCCGCCCUCAUGAGCCACAGCGGCAAGGUGCUGCUCACCCCAGAUCUCGCCCGCCGCUACCGCUUCCGUGACGUGGACGGGAGACCUGUUUACAACUACGUAUCGGUGCGCAAUCUGCUCGUGAUGCUGAUGCCAGGGCUGUCCUGCCUGUUCCGCCUCAUCCCAGAGUGCAUCAGUAUACCCAAAUGGGCUCUCGCGCUUUACUCCAGCAAAUUCUCUGUCUACCAACCCCUGCAACCAGCCCCUAAGCCUGAGAAAAAAGUUGGAUAAAUUCACAAUAAAAAAUGUGCUCAUGAUGAUGAA